AUGCAGUCUAAUCCUACAAAUUUCAAAGAGUUUUCAUCUUAUCUUCGCUCCUCCUCUCUCCAUCUGGAUAUCCUUUGCUUGCAAGAGGUAUCUCAUUUCCGCUCUCAAUCUACUCUCACUGAAUAUCAAGUCCGUUCCUUUUCUUUUGCUUUUCCUAAUUGUUCUCUCGUUGUGUCCAAGCAUUGUGCUAUUAUAUGUCUUAAUUCUCGUUUUUCUCUAGUGGAUACGGAGUUAUUGUUGGAUGAACGUUGUCUUGUUGCAUCUGUCGUAGAUGCCUCAAGCAAUGUUUUGUGCAAAGUGGCCAACAUCUAUGGUCCAGCGCAGUCUUCUGACCGUCCUUCAUUUAUCUCUGAUCUUCUCUCUCUUUCUGUUUGGUCUGAUGUGUUCAACACACCUUGGAUGGUUAUGGGUGAUUUUAACAUUCACUUGCACUCUUUGUCUACUUCUCGUCAAGCCGAUGUCGCUCCUUUUGUUCACUGGUUGCGUACUCACUUUGUCAAUUGUCAUCCGGAUGGUCUAGCCACGUUUCCAAAGAGCAAUACUUGUAUUGAUUACAUCUUUGGUCACUCUUCUCUUGCUCCUCGUUUGACUAAUAGUCAGUUAUGUAAUGAAAUAGCCACCCAAACGCAACUUAAUUGA
Molecule: messenger RNA, 639 nt
Organism: Mucor velutinosus
Lineage: Eukaryota; Fungi; Mucoromycota; Mucoromycetes; Mucorales; Mucoraceae
Exons: 1
Coding region: 1-639 (212 amino acids)
Molecular function (GO): catalytic activity
Source: RefSeq, a predicted model, not a curated record